This is a messenger RNA of Paramecium pentaurelia, 722 nucleotides long. The record is from the annotation of a GenBank genome assembly. Lineage: Eukaryota; Ciliophora; Oligohymenophorea; Peniculida; Parameciidae.
AAUGUUACCCUUAUUCAAAGUUUUCUCAUUGGUUGUGAGGGUGUUUGCAAGACCAGUUAUAGCUAGAACAAAGGCUGCUCAUUUAAAGAAAGCUUAAUCAGGACAUACAAACUGGAUCAAGAAAUUUUAUGUUCGUUUAGGAAACUUUUAACAUAAAUGGGACGUAAUGAAAUAUUGAAAUAUAGUAAAAAAUAGAUAGCAAAUUUAUGGGUAUUGAUAAAAAAAGUAGUGAUUUUUUCUUUAAGCCUUUGAAUGACGAAGUGGCGUUAGAAAAAGUAAUCUAAAUUAAUAAGUUUGUAAGGGAGUAGAAUUCUUUUACGAAAUCCUUAUCUAUGCAUUAUUGAUAACACUUCCAACAUAUGAAAUGUAUUCUGCAUAAUAAGACUCUAAAAAAAAGAGUGAAUAAAAUAAUGAAAAAUUAAAUGUAAAUCAUUAUCUAAAGUAGAAUUUGAUGAAAUAAAUUGAGGAGAAUAAAUAACAUUCCUAGAUCAACAUCUAAAAAUUAGAGGAAUAAGAUUAAAUUAGAUAAGAUUUAGUGAAAUAAUUAAAUAUCAUUUCUGUUUAGUCUUUUGCAUAAUUAGAUGAUUUAUCAAAGGUUUUAAUUCAAAUUAUUACAAUAGAAUUGGAAUCUAAGAUCAUAAUAAUUGAUUGAAGAAAAUCAAAAAUUAAAAUAAGAAUUAGAAUAAAUAAAAUUAAAGUAUUCUAAAGAUGAAGACUAAUGA